This is a messenger RNA of Arabidopsis lyrata subsp. lyrata, 347 nucleotides long. RefSeq lists its product as uncharacterized. The record is from RefSeq and is a predicted model, not a curated record. The coding region runs from base 1 to 270 and encodes 89 amino acids. The transcript is spliced from 2 exons. Lineage: Eukaryota; Viridiplantae; Streptophyta; Magnoliopsida; Brassicales; Brassicaceae.
AUGCAGGAUAAUUGUCUGAGAGAAAACUUUAAUGCUAUGAUUGCUGGACAUGCAGAACUGCCGCCAAUUCAGAAAAUUGUUGAGGAUCUUAUGAGGGAGCCUCCAUUUUUUCUCGUUACUUUGGAUAUUCCUGGCAAGAAGUAUCGAACAGUACGUACAUUCGGAAUGGACAUAAAAGCCAACAGACCAAAAGCGCGGUUCUAUGAGAGGCAUUUGAAUGAUGAUGGUAAAUGGGUAGGGCUAGGUGCGAUAAGUGACCCGUACGUGUGAUGCUGAUGACUAGAUAAUUACAAAUCUCCCUAUUAUUAUUAAUAAGUUAAAUAUCUAGUUGACCCUCCUGUUAUAUA